UUUUUUUUUGUUUUCAAUGAAAAUAUUUUUGUUUUUUAUUUCAUUUAUUUUAUUUCUAGAGAUCAAAUACAGAAUGGAAUCGUUUUGAUCAAUUAGAAAAAUCAUAUAAUAAAACACAAAAACGUAUUGCACCAUCUCUUAUUGCCUAA
Messenger RNA from Rotaria sordida, 149 nucleotides. NCBI's taxonomy places the organism in Eukaryota, Metazoa, Rotifera, Eurotatoria, Philodinida, Philodinidae. The record is from the annotation of a GenBank genome assembly.